This is a messenger RNA of Microcebus murinus (gray mouse lemur), 1840 nucleotides long. RefSeq names its product chromosome 14 C10orf62 homolog (gene C14H10orf62). The record is from RefSeq and is a predicted model, not a curated record. Lineage: Eukaryota; Metazoa; Chordata; Mammalia; Primates; Cheirogaleidae.
AAGUGGGGAGGGAAUAUGCCAAGCUGGCAGCAGAGAUGUACCCUAGAUAGAGGGAGACACCAGGCUCGUGUAGCCAGGAAUGGAUGCCAGCCCAGCCAAGGGGGUCCUUCUGCCAUGGCCAGCCUGACACGGUACCCUCUGCCCUCUUGGGGAAGAAGAGAAACCAAAGACUGGAAGAUAAGAAGGAAUAAGUUGCAGAAUGGGUUACAAGCAGAAGGCAGAGGGACUCAGAAUUGAAGAAGCUGCCUUUUUACUGACUUUGGGGACAGCUGUCAGGGUGGGAGAUAGGACCUAGGCCUCAGGCAAUGCCUGCCAGGCUAGACAUAAGGGAUGCUGUGGCAUCUCCCCACCCCACCCCCAACUGCCUUCCUCACAAUGGGGUUCAUUGCUGAGGCGGUAGGGGCAUUAUAGAGGGCUGUAGUAGGGGGCCUGCCUGCCAGAAACCCUUGGGGAGCCUGCCCUUUCAAGCAUGAGCCACACCACCUGGGCUCCCCCACUCCCAGUGUGCUCUUAGCUCUGCGUGCCUGGCGUAGGGUCCUGGAGAACUUCUUGGAGCUCAUCCAGCAACCAUCAUGCAAGGUGGUGCUGGGGGCCGCCCUUAUACUAGGAGGUGGAGGCCUCAUGCUGUGGGUUCAGAGAAAGAGAAGGAAGGCAAUCCUUCAAACUGCAAAAAAUAAGGGUGAGUCACCGGAAUGCCACAAAGCGGAGAAUGAGAACUGGAUCAAAUCUCACUUUAGCCGCCUUUCCGAAGAGAAGCUGGUCCCCAAUGGUGCCAGCACCAGCCACAACCCUCCCCAGCCCGAAAGUGGGGGCGGAGAGGCCAGCACCACCGUUCACAUGGAGACCGUCACCACCAGGCAAGGAGAAGUGGGCACUGCUCUGCGCCGGGAAUCUUUCACCAGCAAGCAAAAGGUCCCUGGGUCCACGGUGAUCAAAGAGACCCACAAGGAGUCUGGAAAAUCCUCGUCCUCAGAUGAGGCCACGUGGGCUGCCGUGGCUGCCUGCACCAAGGAGAUCGACACCAAGGGACGGCAACUGGCUAACUCCAUGUUGCAGCGGGCCACGGCUUGCAAGAAGUCAGGCCACCUGCAGUCCAGGGACAUCAACCAGGAGGAGUUGAAGGCCCUCGAGGAGGUGGAGAUGAAGCUGAAAGGGAGUUUCCUCAACAAGCGGGAAAACACCAUAGCUGGUGCCAACCACAUACACACUUUCUAUGGCCACGGUCACCAUGGCCACCAGAGCCACCAGGGUCACUAUGGCCACCAGAGUCACCAGGGUCACCCAGGCCAACCGAGCCACCAGGGUCACCCAGGCCAACCGAGCCACCAGGGUCAUCCAGGCCAGCCGAGCCAACAGUGUCAUCCUGGCCAAUCGAGCCACCAGGGUCACCCAGUUUACCUGAGCCACCAGGGUCACCCAAGCCACUCCAGCCACCAGAGGCACAGCCUGCCCAACCGCAGCCACCUAUGACUCCUUUGAAGCCACCUAACCAUGGAUGGAGAUGCCCCUUCCCCCAGCAGGGCUGGCCCCGUACACAGGCCUGUUUCUCUCCUAUGUGGCAAUCUAUGUGGCCCAGGGUGAGAUGCUGCUGCCGAAGCCCCUUCACCCUCAGGCCCCCCAUGGGGAUGAUGGCCCCUUGGACUCCACGAGUGGCGUCUGUCACAGAGGAUGGCCCCUGGUGGAAGGAGGGCUGGGAGGAAGCAAAGCAGCUGACACACCCCCUGAGGCCCCUGAGGCCCCACUGAGAGAAGACAGACGAGGCAGACCCCAGGAGCAGCCGAGAGGCCCGCACUGACGCUGAUGCCUGCGGCGGAGCCAAUAAAGCCUUGCGUGCCCCUCA